This is a messenger RNA of Notechis scutatus (mainland tiger snake), 2663 nucleotides long. The record is from RefSeq and is a predicted model, not a curated record. NCBI's taxonomy places the organism in Eukaryota, Metazoa, Chordata, Lepidosauria, Squamata, Elapidae.
UAUUUAACAGGGCCCAGGCUGAAGAACGUUACGGGAAGGAGUUGGUUCAGAUCGCCCGGAAAGCAGGAGGUCAAAGCGAAAUCAACACUUUAAAGGCUUCGUUUGAAAUCCUAAAACUCCAAAUUGAAAGCGUGGGCAACUCUCAUAUCCAGCUGGCCCUCAUGUUGAAAGAGGAACUAAAAGCCUUAGAAGAAUUCCGAGAAAGGCAGAAGGAACAACGGAAAAAGUACGAGAGCACAAUGGAACGAAUACACAAGAACAAGCUCUUAAUGUUCAAGAAAACCAUGGAGUCCAAGAAGGCCUACGAUCAGAAAUGUAAAGAUGCUGAUGAGGCUGAGCAGGCAUUUGAGAAGAUAAGUGCUAUUGGAAACCAGAAACAAAUAGAAAAGAGCCAGACCAAAGCAAAACAGUCCAGAGACUCUGCCAAUGAAGCAGAAAGUGUGUAUAAGCAGAACAUUGAGAUACUAGACAAGACAAGGACCACGUGGGAACAAGAACAUGUUAGUACUUGCGAGGCUUUCCAGCUUCAGGAAUGCGAUCGGAUCACUAUCCUACGGAAUUCUCUCUGGGUUCAUUGCAAUCAACUCUCUAUGCAGUGUGUGAAAGACGAUGAGCUUUAUGAAGAGGUUCGGGUAAGCCUGGAAAACUGCAACGUGGAGUCCGAUAUGAACGCCUUCGUUCAGAAUAAGAUGACGGGAACGGAACCACCAGCCGCCAUCGGCUACGAGAAUUAUUACGAGAGAACUGGACCCAUGAAGAAUUCCAACAGCCCAACAACCCAGAGUUGCGGAAUGAUGAAAAGGUUCUCCGACUUGUUGCAUGGCAGCACACGAAAUGCUCCGGAUAACAUUAUUUCCACAAUAACCCCAACUGCUGAUCAAAGGGCGGACGGUGUCUAUGCAGCAAUUCAUGUGGACGCCAACGCUGCCAUGGACCAUGAUUACAGAGUUCUCUAUGACUACACGGCCCAGAACGAGGACGAGCUGGACAUACGAGCGGGUGACAUUGUCAACAUCAUUGAAGCCGGCGAGGAUGGCUGGUGGACCGUAGAACUGGAGGGGCAGCAAGGAUUUGUGCCCGGCUCCUAUCUGGAGAGACUUUGAUGGGAAGAACCCUUCCCGAGCGCUACCUUUUUUUAUCAGCUAGAAAUCUCUUUUUUAAAAAAUCAAGUUUUUCCCUCUUUGCACGUGGCAGACGAAGAGCUACGAUUAUGCUCUUUAUUUUAACAUAAACGCCACCCUGCCUUUUAAUUUUUUUUGAAGGACAAUUAUCAAAGAAAAGACAUCCAAACUUGUGCUGAUUUUCUCACCCUAGAAAUGUUAUAUGUUCCCAAAGGUUUUAUUUGCCUUGCUAAAUCCAGCUACCCGUCCGAUCCCAUCAAUGUUUUGGUAGAACCUUGACCGGUUUUCUACACGGCAAUUUUUUUUCCAAAACUGUCUUUGCCAUGCUCCAUUGACGUUGGUGGAGUCAGAAACACCGUGGACUUUAUAAUAAAUGAUUGAUUAAAGUGCAUGUUUUGAAAUGAUUAAGAUCUUGAUUCCAGAAACAACGCUUUCCUUUCUUUUUCGCUCUGGGUGAAACCACGGCGGACUUACAAACCAUCCUUUCUCUAGGGUUGCAAUUCCGUUUUUGAUUCAGGGUGGAGCGGAGGGUGGGUGGAUCCGUCCUAAAUGCUACCAUCUCAGAUUCUCAGCUCUUCGCAGAAAAUGCAUCUGCAAAUUGUUCUAGCAGUGCACACACGAGCAACAUUUGAAGUUUUAGCAGCUGACAAUCUGACCCCAAAUCGAGAAAAGGAAGUUUCUCAAAAAAAAAUAAACACAAGAUCUCUCCGGAGAGUUCUUUCGUUGCAUUCAAUAUUGUCAAGACCUUUUAUACGAUGUUUCAGUUUGAACACACUGGUGGGCAGAAAUGAUGGCAGGAGUUAAUAUUCAGUAUUACACCUAUUAUUUAUCUGCUGCAACCUGUAACUGCACUAGCCAUUUAUGACCCCCUCCCCCAAAUCAUCUGGUUCCUAACUGCCCGCCUUGGGGGUGUCCAAAGUUGGCAACUUUUUAAGACUCGUGGACUCCAACUCCCAGAAUUCCCCAGCCGGCCAAGAUUGGAUACCCCUUACUUAAUGAUUGCAGUUCCACAAAAAUGCUGUUUUUCACAUAACUGUCGUAAAUUGCAAAUAAUUGUAAAUGACUCCCUCUCUCCCAAUUUUUUUUAAUGUGAUUCUGGAGGGCUGCGUCACAACUUUAAAUCCUGGUUAUAAGUACCUGCUUUGGGGUCAGUUCUAACUUUAAAUGGUCAUUACGCAGCCUGUCGUAAAUCAAGGACUACCCGUGUGUUACGCAGGGAAUUCUCCAGAAAGCACCCUAGUAGGAUCACCAACCUUGUCCUUUCUUCUUCCUUGAGCAAGUGUGAUCACCCUCCCUUGCAAUCCCCCUCUAGUAACCAAGCUUAACGUUUCUUGCUUAUUAAUACCACAAGGAGUUGAUUAGGCAACCGGCUCCCCCUUGGUCUCCUUUGCACCACUUGAUUCCUUCAUGCCGAAGAGGCCGCUAGUAAGACAUCCUUUACCGCCAGAAACCAGUUAAGUGGGAUGGCUUGUUGGGGGUUUUUGUAACCGGUUUGAUGGAUGGUGGGAGGAGAGGGGGCUGCCUGAAAAGGAGACCUUUACU